Molecule: messenger RNA, 5963 nt
Organism: Neolamprologus brichardi
Lineage: Eukaryota; Metazoa; Chordata; Actinopteri; Cichliformes; Cichlidae
Gene: tmem248
Product: transmembrane protein 248
Source: RefSeq, a predicted model, not a curated record
CAGUGCGGGGGCGCGGACGAUAUGUCGGCAGAGGGAGGACCCGGAGACAUUGACGUUGUUCCAGGCUGUACGAGAAAAAAUACUUCUCAUUAGUGCAGCGGUGAGCUAUAGAGCAAAGAAUGGGAAGCAGUACACACGGUGUUUGGUGUGCUGAAAGCCCGGCUGUCUCAAGCGAACACCGAUUUUUGCUGUUCCGCGGGAUAUUCAGCAGGGACUAGCUUCAGGAAAGCGAGUAAGCUAGCAGCACAGGCUAGCUUCGCAGAGAGCUAGCUGCCUUGUUAUUGUGACACCGAAACGAACCUUCCAGCUAGCAUCCGUCAGAGGAACACACGGGAAAAAUGGUGUACUUGUUAAAUCCUAUAGACAACCUGAGAAGCUACAUCAACAACCGUCCACCUCUGGUCAUUUUUAUGAUCAGUGUAAGUGCAGUGGCCAUCGCCUUCCUGACCAUCGGUUAUUUCUUCAAGAUUAAAGAGAUCAAGUCUCCAGAGUUGACCGAGGACUGGAACACUUUUCUGUUGCGCUUCAAUGAGCUGGACUUUUGUGUGUCAGAGAAUGAAACGAUAAAGCACGGCCUGAACGAGUCGACCACGCCGGAGAGCAUGGUGGUGACUAGCGGCCAGGCUCGUUCCAGCACUCAGGUUCCCCUACUGCUGGAGGACUCGGGGCCCAUUAACAUCUCAGUCCCCAUCACCCUCACGCUGGACCCUCAGCGUCCAUUUGGAGGGUAUUCUCGCAAUAUCACCCACCUGUAUGCCACGGUGCUGGGGCAGCAAGUAGGCCUCUCAGGCCGAGAAGCUCAUGAAGAAAUAAACAUCACGUUUACUCUGCCCGUAUCCUGGAACUCGGACGACUGUGUUCUGCACGGUCACUGCGAGCAGGUGGUGUUCAGCACUUGCAUGACCAUCACAGCGGCCAGCAAUAUCUUCCCAGUCACAGUGCAGCCACCACACUGCGUGCCAGAGACGUACACCAAUGCCACAUCUUGGUACAAGGUGUUCACCACGGUCCGCGACUCAGAUACCAAGUACAGUCAGGACUACAACCCCUUCUGGUGUUACAAAGGAGCCAUUGGCAAAGUGUACCACGCACUCAACCCAAAACUUACCGUGAUUGUUCCAGAUGACGACCGUUCCCUCAUCAACCUUCACCUGAUGCACACUAGCUACUUCCUGUUUGUCAUGGUCAUCACUAUGUUCUGCUAUGCAGUCAUAAAGGGGCGGCCUGGCAAAGUGCGACAAACCAACCCUGACUUCUGUCCUGAGAAGGUACAACAGACACCAGCAGUGCUAUAUGACUUCAACAGGUGGCGUUGUCAGAGGGUUAAAAAGACAUCAGAGAAUGGCAGGACUUACCUGUAACAUGGACAAAAUUAAAGAAAGAGAAGAAAUUAAUUAAAAAAAACAAAAACACGACUUACCAGUUGCCUAGUGGACCCUGGAAAUACAAUAAGGGACACAAAAGCUCUGUGAAUGCAUUACUCUUGCAAUGUUGGGUUUCUCCAACCAAAGAUAUACAAGUGCCUGUAUCUGUGGUGUAAAUAUUUCUAGGAACUCUUUGGUUUUGUUUUUUUCCCUUUUUGUUAUUUCUUUUGAUUUUUGCCUGAGCCCCCCAGUGCCAUGUCCAAACAUGCAGUACAGAAACAAAGCAGAAGGCCACAUCCAAGAGCUACUUCUUUUUUCUGGUGGUGAUUAGGUCUCACCUUAUCAAGCAUGAUAGACAGAAGUGUUUUAUCAGAGUGGUAAAUGUUUAGAUAUCUUAAGGUCAAAGUGGUUUUGUCGCCCUGAUAACAAAGCGUGAUGUUUAAUCACUUGGAACAUGUUUAAGGAAACAGAAAAGCAGGUAAAUAAUGAUUAAAUCCUCAGUGUGCGCUCACCAUAGCAGCUUAAGCGAGGAAUGGAAUAAAGGAGUACUUUUCUCUGCACCAAAUUUGAUGGUUUAAUUAAAAUUCUAGUUAGAAUCAGGUUCUUUAAAGUCCAUUUAGUGACAUUUAAGUGAUUUAAGAAUUUCCCAUCUUCCUUUUACGAACUGCUUUUGAUUAGCAGUUAAAGAAUUACCAGAACUUCCUGUUGUUGAAAUUUGUCACAUAUUCUUUUCUUCUUCUUCUUCUUUUUUGGCCUUAUGCUUUCCUCUGUCAGUUGCUUCUUCACUCACCUGCCUCUUGAAUUUAAUUUGCUGCCAGUCGCUGUGCAGCAGUUUUGAUGUUUGAUCCAGUCCUCUCUGUCGCACCCAGGAGAUACAGAACAUUUGAUCUUGCCUUACCUACGGUGGACUUGCUUGCUUGAAAAUAGGCGUGGGUCAUCACUUUUGUCCCUUUCCCCACAUUAACUCUCCGCCCCUUUCUUCCACAGCCAAAUAUCACAUUUUAUUUGUUCUGGUAUGAUGAGCCUGUGGUUUGAAAUCAAGCUUGUGCUCUUUGUCCUGUUAUUGUAAAUGUCGGGUGACCCUUGAGUUACUUUAUAUUAGACACUUUAGUUACUUCACCUUUUUUGAAAUGAUAAAUUAUAUGAGUUGCACAUGUUAAAGUGUUUUCAUAGAUAGUGCACCUUUGGAUGUCUUGCACAUUUUGUUAUUAUCUCCUGUGAUUAUUUCUUUUUAUGUAAAUAAACUAAUUGGCCUCCAUGUAAAAAAAAUAAAUAUGAUUAUUAUGCUGCUGCUCAGACGUUUACAAUAACCAUCCUUGUUUGUUUUAAAGAAAAGUUUUCAUCUAAUAUAAUGUGAAAUGUUAAAAAAUACUGUAAAUCAUUUAGUGAAUCCUUUGGUUAUUAAUAACUUGUCAUUUUUAAAACAUCUAUGUAGGUGUUCAGAGGCCCAAUUUCAGCAACCAUUACUCCUGUGCUCUUGGGACUCCAUAUAUUAGCAAAUGCAAGUUUAUCAUGGUAAAAGUUUGAUGUCAUCAGUCUAGUUUGACGGUGGACUGUUUCCAUUUUCAGUUUGCAUCACACUGUUCGGUUUCACUGCCAUUUGGCAGUUAGUUGGAAAGUGUUUACAGACAUGUUGUUGUUCUCCAUGCAAACUACAGGCAAUUAUUUGACUCUGCUUGCAACCAGUAAUAGCAAGGUGGUUUUUGGUGUUGCACUGUAUACCUUGGUGCAGUUUCACCUAAUGACAGGCAGCCUCAGGCAAUCGUUUGCUAACCAAUAAAGGAAUACACGUUUUUCUCAGUGGUUAGCCAGUGGUUAACGAAGGUUGCUGACCCCUCUUUCAUACGACGGUGUGCACUACUCCCCCUAGAGGACAACUUAAAAUGCCUCCAAGCAGAAGAGAAAGAAGUAGGAGGAGUUGGUCCACCGCUGAGUGCAUCAGAGUUUGAGAAACGCUGAAGUGGCAGUUUCAUUAAAUGUGUUUUUGUAAGAGCGAGGUGCUUCUGGUCUCUGAAGGGAGUAGUAAACACCAACGUUCUUCCUGUUCUUAAAACAGGAAACACUGAGUUUCACAAUAAAAUUGUGUUUUUUAAGGAGGCAUCCAAAGCACUCUAGUAGCCAAGUGUGUUGUUUCUUUAAUGAUAAUACUGGUUUUUGGAUGUAAUGUAUAACAAACAAUUUGUGUUUUACCAGAAUAUACUUUCAUUUGAGGAUACAUUAUACCAUCAGAACAGAGGGACUAUUGCAACAUUUCUCACUAUUAAGAACUGUAGCGAAUACGAAUGUACUUUUCUUUCAAAAAACAAGGACAAACUUUUGAGCAGCAGUGGGAAUACCAUUAUCAUAUUUAUCCAUUUAUUAUAUAUUAAUUAUUAAACUAACAUUUGUAUUAUUUUGAAUGACAUGAAACUGUGCAAAGACUCAUUUUGUGUGUGAAUGCAUGAGAGUUUUGGAUGAAGAAGUGUAGCUGCAGACUGCAAUUCUCUGAAAUCUCUUUUCUGAGCGUCUGAUUUUUGAAAAGGAUUCCGUCGCAGAGACAAAACAAGCCACCUCCCCCCGACUUCCACCUGCAAAACUUUCAAUCUGUUGCUGUUUGUUUGCGUUUCUCUCUGAGAGCAGCACAGCAUAUUAGAUCUGCAAAAACAAAGAGACAGUGCUGUAUGUCUGCUGGUUUGUUGCAUUGGUCUGUGUCCAGAGAUUUGAGUAAAAACCUUCCUACAGUCUUAACAGAAGUAAAGAUUGCCUGUUUGUAAUUACGUAUUUUGUUUCCUUUUCAAUAGCAAUUACCGAUACAUUUAACUUACCUCUGCUAUAUUUUUGCUCCAUAAUUGAUGUACCUGUUGAAUGUACUGUUUUUAUAAGCAGCGUAAUCUAAAUCUGAGAUGCAAGAAUUCCAAGUGAUUCAAAAUAUGUUAUAUAAAUAUAUAAUUUUUUUUUUCAGUUUGGGAGGCUUUACUUGAAUUGUGUUGUUUGUUUUGAUUGGUUUCCAUAGUGUAAGGUUUUCCCGUCAUGUUGUUGUAUGAAACGCUGUACUUAACAUUUGCGUUUUUCGUGUGUAUGUCAGUGAAUGACUGGUUUUGGUUGUAAUGGUUACGAUACCCCUCCCCCAAACAUACACACAGAAAAUGAUGCUAGAAAAAGUCUUCCUAAUUCUAUUGUUCAGAUGAUGAGCAUGGAUCUGUUGCGUUCUCUCAUCCAUCUAUUGUGCUCCCACCUGUUUUUGUUUUCUUCUUUUGGAAGAUCUGGCAGCUCUUAUUGGUCUGUUUGGGUAUGGAUGGGUAGCCGGGAUCGAUUUAAAGGAACUUGAAGUUGUGAAUGAAGCUGUCUUAACACGUAUCACUUGCAUUUACCUGCUUCAUAUCCUUUUCUCUGCGAUUUUCACCCCCCUCCCUUGGGUUAAAUUUGCAUCUCUGACUGCAAAAAAUGCCUUAACAUUGUCUUUGCUUCAUCUAUCACAUAUUGUAAAUUGCACAGGAAAAACUAAAGCAAAUCUUAACUAUUGUGAAGUGUACAUUUAAAGGAUUUUAAAGGAGCAGAUGCUUGCUGUUGUAGUUUUCAAAUUACUCCACUAUAUCACUAAUGACGUGAAAACAGUUGCGCCAUAUUCACCUUCAGUUGCACCAUGUCGCUGUGUAUGGAGGACUGAAACUGCCAAAAAAAACACAAAGCUCAGUGAAAGAAGGUCUUAGUCAUGCAGUUUGCUGAGAAAUAAAACAAGGAAAUUUGAGAUGAAAUUGGUUGCAAAGACUUACGGUGCUGCAUUACAAACCUUGCGAUUGCUUUGCACCCUAAUAGAUUGCCACAGUUGCCCAUAUCUUAGAGGGAAGAUGCAAACUUGCCACCUUACUGCCGGGUUUCUUACCAACCACAACAGGUUGCAGCGGUGAGGCAACUAAAGCAAUUAAAAGGUUUUCAGUGGAGUUUGCAAUCAAUUGUACCUCCUGGUUGCCAGCAACCACUUGCCAACCAGUCAGGGAAUGCAAAUUUUUCCCUAGCGACUGGACGGUUGACAUGGCUUUGUCACAUCUAGAUGCCGCCUGAUUGGAGGGAGCUGUUUGUGCAAAAAGUUUACCUAGUAACACGCACUGUAUGACUCCUUCAGAUGUAUAUUAAAGCAAAAAAUGGCUAAAAAUAAAAUAAAAAAGUAAAUUAUGAAACAGGUGGCAAAUGAAAAAUACAAAUAAUAUAAAAGAAAAAGCAAAAAAAGAGUGAAAUUAAUUCAAAGAAUACAAAAUAACAGCAAAAUUUAAUUUAACUAAACGGCGCCUUCAUUAAUUUUAAUUUGUUUCAUCUGUGCUGUUGGCAGUUUCAAGCUACCAUACCAGUGUUUUGUGUUUUUUGCUAUAACAUGACUCCAAUAAAAGGUGCCCUUCCUCCUCUCUGUCAUCCUUUUUGUCAUGUUAGCAGCGCUUACAGGCAAAUAUUAAGCCAACUCUGUGCCUUCUGCACUGUCGAGCUGCAUCCUCCUCCCUGUACAUACAGUAGAUAGGACCAUAGGUUUUAAUGUGGCUAGGAUGUCAUUCAGACCCUUUUCCUCCCCAGUGGAACUGCUGUAAAUGAAUUCAAGUUUAAAUAAACUGUCUCUGAAGUUCAACCGCU